UAAAUCCGGGGAGCGUAAUUGAAGGAGUGGCGAGAGUGGGCGUGUCAUCGGAGGUGACGUUUCCGGAAGCUCCGACUGUCAUCCUCCACGAAAGAACUUAUUGGUUCAAUGUCUGACCAUGGGGAUGUGAGCCUCCCACCCCAAGACCGGGUGAGGAUUCUGUCCCAACUUGGGAGUGCAGUUGAGUUAAAUGAAGACAUUCCACCCCGUCGCUACUAUCGUUCCGGAGUUGAGAUCAUCCGCAUGGCGUCUGUUUACUCGGAAGAAGGCAACAUUGAACAUGCCUUUAUCCUCUACAACAAGUACAUCACGCUGUUCAUUGAAAAACUUCCGAAACACCGAGACUACAAAUCAGCUAUCAUUCCUGAGAAGAAAGAUGCGGUCAAGAAAUUAAAAAAUGUCGCUUUCCCUAAAGCGGAAGAACUGAAGACAGAACUCCUGAGAAGAUACACCAAAGAGUAUGAGCAGUAUAAAGAGCGAAAGAAAAAGGAAGAAGAGGAACUUGCCCGAAAUAUCGCCAUCCAGCAAGAGUUGGAAAAAGAAAAACAGAGGGUUGCCCAGCAGAAGCAGAAGCAGCUAGAGCAGGAGCAAUUCCAUGCCUUUGAGGAGAUGAUCCAGAAGCAGGAGCUGGAAAAAGAGCGGCUGAAAAUUGUUCAAGAGUUUGGGAAGGUAGACCCUGGCCCGUGCGGGCCUCUGCUCCCUGAUCUGGAAAAGCCUUGUGUAGAUGUGGCCCCCAGCUCACCGUUCCCACCCACGCAGACUUCAGACUGUAACACAGGCAUGAGGCCAGCUAAGCCACCUGUGGUGGACAGGUCCCUGAAACCUGGAGCAUUAAGUGUCAUAGAAAAUGUUCCCACCAUUGAAGGCCUGCGCCACAUCGUGGUGCCCCGCAAUCUGUGCUCGGAAUUUCUACAGCUUGCCAGUGCCAAUACUGCCAAAGGCAUCGAAACCUGCGGAGUCCUCUGUGGAAAACUGAUGAGAAAUGAAUUCACAAUCACACAUGUUCUCAUCCCCAGACAAAAUGGUGGGCCUGAUUACUGCCACACGGAGAAUGAAGAAGAAAUUUUCUUUAUGCAGGAUGAUCUUGGACUCCUCACUCUUGGCUGGAUCCAUACUCAUCCGACCCAAACGGCCUUUCUGUCCAGUGUGGAUCUCCACACUCACUGCUCCUACCAAAUGAUGUUACCAGAGUCCAUCGCAAUCGUCUGCUCCCCAAAGUUCCAGGAAACUGGAUUCUUCAAGCUAACUGACUAUGGUCUUCAAGAGAUUUCAACCUGCCGCCAGAAAGGCUUUCACCCCCAUGGCAGAGACCCACCGCUGUUCUGUGACUGCAGCCAUGUCACUGUCAAGGAUAGAAUUGUGACCAUCACAGACCUUCGAUAAGUCUCAGUCAUGAACCAGGGAGAUGGCUCACUGGGUAGCAGCGCUUGUCACCAAGCCCAACAGCCCAAGUUUAAUUCUUGGGACCCAUCUGGUAGAGGGAGUGUACCGAUGUCCCCCAAGUUGUCCUCUAACCUCCACUUGUGUGCUGUGUGGUAUGUGUGUUCUCACGCGCACGCACACACAUCCGCACACACAUCAAUUAAUUUAAAAACGAAUAAAUGUAAAUUAUAAGAAAGAGUCCUACCCUCCUCUUAAGCUGCACAUCCUGUUCAGUUUGCCGGCCCCCGUGGAGUUGAGUAAGCUUUAAAACAGGAUAGGAAAGGGUCAACACAGGGGCGGGGGGAGACUGUUGUUGUUGUUGUUGUUGUUGUUGUUCCUUAAUUUGAAAUCAUCUUAUUUUUUAAGACCUAUGAAAAUGAGCAAAUCACACCAAGCAACUAACUCAAAAAUUAGGAUGCAAGGGAAAACACUUCUCUGGAUCCAACCACUGGCUUUCUGUCCCUCUUGAAAUUUACCUCCCAACUUGUUCAUCUCUGCCUUUGGACUAAAUAGGGCCAUCCGUGCAAAACUGUAGAAGCCAUUUUGAAGGAUUUGGCUUUUUAUUGUUUGUGGCAUUGCUAAGGGAGCUUAUCAUUCUGGUGGGAUGUGCAUGAGACAUUCACAUCCCCCAUACAUGGAUUUUGUUUAAAGUGUGUUAUUUAAAGGUCGGGGUGUUAUUUUCUUCUGUAAUAAAACAGCUCACUGUGUUGUGCCCCAGAGUGA
Mus pahari (shrew mouse) is the source of this 2145-nucleotide messenger RNA. RefSeq names its product STAM binding protein (gene Stambp). Bases 109 to 1383 code for a protein of 424 amino acids. The transcript is spliced from 10 exons. Gene Ontology annotation, biological process: protein K63-linked deubiquitination. Gene Ontology annotation, cellular component: endosome; cleavage furrow. The record is from RefSeq and is a predicted model, not a curated record. Lineage: Eukaryota; Metazoa; Chordata; Mammalia; Rodentia; Muridae. Gene Ontology annotation, molecular function: K63-linked deubiquitinase activity; metal-dependent deubiquitinase activity; protein binding.